Dreissena polymorpha is the source of this 2291-nucleotide messenger RNA. RefSeq lists its product as uncharacterized. NCBI's taxonomy places the organism in Eukaryota, Metazoa, Mollusca, Bivalvia, Myida, Dreissenidae. The coding region runs from base 593 to 1072 and encodes 159 amino acids. The record is from RefSeq and is a predicted model, not a curated record. The transcript is spliced from 3 exons.
CACUUUUAAAAGGUGCAUAAAAAUUGUGCAAAACAAUUUAAAGAAAGAUUAAGAUACAUAUUGAGGAAAAGUUGAUAGUUUAAUAGUUCAUUCAUAUCUAUGAUUCAGAUAAGAGGUAUUCGCUGUUGAAACAAGCGUUUUAAGUGGCUGUUGCAAACGAGUAACUAAGUAUUGGCAAUAAAAAUGAAUUUCAAGUACAUUGCAUGUAUGUAUUCGAUUUAAGACAAUAUGGACAGUCGACAAAGAUAUGGGUUCAAGGGAAAGUGUGCUUUUGCGAAAUUUAAUGCCUAUAUAUAUAUAUAUAUAUAUAAUUUUAGCGUCAUAAAUUUGUUUUGUCUGUGCGGUUGUGUUUAAUCUUUCAACCUUUUGUAGCACACCAGUUUUAAAAGAAAGUAUUUUUAGAAUGAUGUAAGAUUUACAUUUACUGUUAAGGUUUGAUGUAAGGAAAAUUGAUUGCUAAUUAUUAACAAAUUAUCGAUCAGAUUCGUGUUGGCAAAUACCGGACAAUACAAUUACACGUCAAAUUAACGCUCCUAGAAAAAUCGUCUACGCCAGUUUGCAAUUAAGUGAGGAAUUUGUUGACGUUGACGCCAUGUCUGACUCAACGGAAUACAUGGCUAUGAGGCGUCGAAUGAGUCGACUGAGAGUGCAAGGAUGUGGGAAGGGGUCACAUGAAGCUGAAGACGUCAAUGCAGCAGGAUUUCGGGAUCUUGUAAAAUACUGGAAGAAGCACGGCAUCCCCAUACCUGAACAGCUUCUUUCCGACAUGGCGGAUGAAAAUGUCAAAAUGUCAAAAGCCAAGGGUAAGGGUCGUAGAAGGUCGCGAGAAUUAGAAGACCUCCACCUUAGUGCAUCCACGGGAAAAUUUAACUUGGAACGCUUACACGAAGACGAAGAAGAAACCGAAUCAUCGUCUUCGACGACAGGUGACAAGAAGCCCGUAACUAAGAGACAAACAGAGCCUCAGCUCAACUCGAAGCGGGUUGGAUCACUCAAGAAGGUCACAGGACGAGCGUCAAGUCCUAAAACGUCAAAAGCUCCGGUGGCUCGGACAUUAUCCAAUAAUAAAUAACAAAAGACAGCAAACGCCCGUAUUGAUUGGAACUGUAAAAUUUAAUUAGUAAGUAUUAACCCAAACGUCUGACUACACAUGUUUAAACUGUUAAUUUAACAAUCAAAGCUACAAAUUGCGUUUUAUAAGCACUUGCAACAAACACCGUGAAUGCAAUAUACUGGUUUACUAGUCACAACUAUGCGUUGUCUAAGAAAUAGCAGUAUUCCUGUCAUCAAAUCUGUAAAAUUAUAUUGAAAUGAUGACACAUUAUUGUCAACAACCCCUAAUCGCUUAUUUAAAGCAAGUUCCAAAUAUCGUUUACAAUACAAGCCAUUACAUUUUUGUAAUACAUCAAAUACAAGUCAAAAUAUUAAAUCUGGGCUGAACGCAUUGGAACAUUCAAUGAUACUCACAUUGGGAUUUUAUCCGCGUCAAAUAAUAGGCAUUGUUAACCUUAUUUAUUCUCAAUACCGAUAAGAUUGUCCAAUAAUAAUUUACAACCAACAUGUCAUAUAAUUCACCCAUAUUGAUGUGUUUGCAAAUACUAUAAAAUACAACUAUACAUUGUGCUUGAAAUCCUACGCACUGCGUAUUUACAAGAAGGAUAUAUACGAAAUAUAGUAAAUUAUCGUGUAUGAAUUGCAAUUCGCUGACAAUGAAUGGUCACCAAAGCCGUGCCCUUUUUUUAAUAGAAAAACACUGAUGGACAUUGUUGAUGAGAAAUUUGGAAUGAUUAACUUCGAAAUAAUGUUAAAGAUUGUACACUGGGUUUUUGAUUGUUCGUUUAUAUUUAUAAAAACUGAUGUUGCUCUAGUAUUAUUUCGAUGCAAAGGUUAUUUAUGUAUGGUAUGUUGAUACUAUAUUCAUCAGCGAUACAAGCCCGAAUUAAUUAACAAUUGUUGUCAUACACAUGUACAUUGAACUUUCGUCAUGUAUAAUUUUAUGUAGCAUAUAGUCCUUUUAUAGAGAUUAAAGGGAUCUUUUCACGGUUUGGUAAAUUGACAAAAUUGAAAAAAGUUGUUUCAAAUUCGCAAAUUUUCGUUUUAGUUAUGAUAUUUGUGAGGAAACAGUAUUACUGAACAUUUACCAUAGUCUUAUAUAGCCAUUAUAUGUAUCUUUUGACGAUUUGAAAGCCUAAACAUUAUAAAGCGUUGCAACGCGAAACGAUUGAAUAAUUUGGAGAGUUCUGUUGUUGUAGUUGAAAUUCACGAAACUACGAAGAUUGCUUAUUUAGAGG